AUGGAAGAAGACGACAGCUAUGGCACUGGUGGUCUGAUGGAUGACCCCGAAGACUAUUAUCCCUCAACGCCUCCUCCCACGCAGCAAAUUUUCACCCUGGGAAGCGGCAAGCAGGUUGUCUUAAACUUGGUCGGCCACAGCCCUACAGAGGCUCAUCACUUAUGGAACGGCGCAAAGAUUAUAGCAGAUUACUUUGAGGAGGAUCCUUCGCGGGUGCAGCAUAAGACGGUGCUGGAGCUCGGCGCGGCGUCAGGACUGCCUUCGCUUGUGGCGGGCAUCUAUGGCGCCAAGAAGGUCGUCAUGACGGAUUUCCCCGAUCCGGAUAUUGUCAUGAACAUGCAGAAGAAUAUCGAUGCCUGUGAUGAGACUACGGAGCCGAAGGGCCAUAUCGCGAAGACUAUUGAUGCCGUUGGGUUUGUCUGGGGCGGAGAUGCCGUGCCCCUCCUUGCUUGUCUUUCAUCAGAAAACGGCUCGAAUCAAGAAGAAGAGCGGUUCGACGUUUUGAUUCUCGCGGAUUUGCUCUUCCGGCACUCGGAGCAUGGCGCCCUGGUCAAGACCAUCAGGGAGACGAUGAGGCGCUCCCGGGAGAGCGCGGCAUACGUCUUCUUCACCUCGUACCGGCCCUGGAAGAAGGAUCUGGACAUGGGCUUCUUCGACGUGGCGCGGGAGGCGGGCUUUGAGGUGGAGCAGGUGCUGGAGAAGAAGCUGGAGAAGCCGCUUUUCGAGAACGACCCGGGUGAUUUGGACGUUCAGAAGACGGUCAAGGGGUUUAUUGUGCGGUGGCCGGAGGAGAGUGCGUGA
Messenger RNA from Trichoderma asperellum CBS 433.97, 801 nucleotides. It is a transcript of the gene EFM7, whose product is annotated as Protein N-terminal and lysine N-methyltransferase efm7. NCBI's taxonomy places the organism in Eukaryota, Fungi, Ascomycota, Sordariomycetes, Hypocreales, Hypocreaceae. The record is from RefSeq and is a predicted model, not a curated record. Gene Ontology annotation, molecular function: protein-lysine N-methyltransferase activity.